CACAGCUUCGAAAAUGGCCGAUGGGUUCUGUUAGCACAAACUCAAGUGAAUUUAGCGACGGCUUCAUUCAAACUCUGUUGUGUAAAUAUGAAUUUCAAACAUUAAAAAUACAAUUUCAACACUUUUAAUUUAAAAAUAAAAACGUAUUAAUGGCAGUUAAAAGGUACACCGGUGCACCAUUUGGCGUACAGACUGCAAGGUUUGAUGUGAAUGGAAUUCACCCCAAGUCCAAAGUUCCUGGAAGUUAUACUGAAAUCCCAUAUGAUAAAGAUUACAUUAAUGAGCUGGAUUCAGUGAAGGUUGAAGAUAUUUUAAUAAUGAAACCUAUUUGCUGCAAGGAAAAAGCUGAUUGUGAAGCUGCUCAUUUCGCACAUGAAUUCAAAACUUCAAGCCAAGUAGCAAGCUCAUACAAAAUGGAUACAAAUUUUGCCUUUGUUAAAAGGAAUAUAAAUGAACAGGAUAAAUUAUUUAGUAGUCUAAAAAUAGUUGAAAUAAACAAUCUAAGUGAGUUCAAUGGUUUAUGUUGUAAAUCUAGAGAAUGUGAUCAGAUCCUCUUUCAAAAUAUUAAUAAUAAUAGUGAUGACAAAGUUGAUGAGAAUGAGAUAAAAGCUGAUGCAGACCAAUCAAGCCAAUCAGCUGCCAUCAGUGUGAAUCCUCAAGAUAGUACUCUCAAGAUGUUUAUAAAUAAUUUAUUAGAUCAAAGUAUCACAACAGUCAAAAAAGCUGAAGAGGAAUCGAAAAAAUUGGACAUAGAUUUAAAAGUUGAACGGUUUUCAAUAGUCAGCCGGGAUAAGGCUUUGUCAACUCGUUGUUCUCUGGAUGAUGCAAUGCUCUCUGCUGCAGAAAAUAGGAAAUCAAGUCAAGAGUAUCAAAUAACCAUACCUCGCAAUUAUUCAACUGUAAAUACUAGCAUAGACACAGAAGAACUUAUAGAUUUUAAAGAUGAAUUGGCCAAAACCAAAGUGGAAGAAAAAAAACUUUUUUUUUCUGCUGAAGAAGAAUUAAAUUCACUGUUACCAGAAGGGAUUGGGAUAAAUGAUAUUGAAAUCAUUAAGAAAUCUUCUAUAUAUGAACAAUCUGAAUCUCAAAUGAAACUAAUUCCUCAAGUUCUUAGGACGAUUGAGUCAGUUGUCAUUGAUGAUCCCAGAAACCUGGGGAAGAAAGUGGACUAUAGUAGUCAGGAAAACCUGGUUGCUGUGCCGCCCAACAGUAUUUGUACCAAUGAUGAGGCACAAAUAGCAGCCACAGCGCAGAGUAAAAAAAUGAAAAAAAAAAAUCUUCAACGCCAAGAGACAUGUAAUGACUACUUGAAACGUAAACUGGGACCAGGUGUGUACAACCUGAUGACUGGGAAAGCAGCUUUGAAUAGCAGCCAAGACAAGACCCCAAAGACAGGCUGGGCCAGACAGCUGGAGCUGGAGAAACUUGCUGCUCUGCCUCACCUGCUCUAUAAGGAGCAGUGGGAGGAGAACAAACAGCUGAAAAAAAAACUUGGACCUGGAUCUUACAACAUAAAAGAUUUUAUUCAGUUGGGAAAUGAGAAACCCAGAAGUGAGAGAGGGAUGUGUAACAAUCUAGCCCCCAGAUUUGAAUCUAAACUUUCAAGCUCCACACCAGGACCUGGGACUUACGGCAUCGAUGGCAUUCCUCAGAGAGCGCUAGAAAUAAAAGAUAAAAAAUCUAUCAGCACUAAAGGUUUGCUUGAUACAGGUGAUCGCAAGAGAAAUUUACCUACUGUUGGGUCUGACCUUGGGCCAGGCACAUACAAUUAUAAAACAAGCACUGAGCUUAUCCUGAACAAAGUAGUCAGUACUAAAGGACCCUACGACCUGUUUACAGCUGAGAGAAACGAACCAAUUAUCUCGGGCUAUCUGGCCGCCCCCAAACUAGCUAACCUUGGUCCUGGACAGUAUGAAUACAACUCAUUAGUGGAUGAACUCAACAGUAAACAUAAACAAAAGUUGGGACGUUUUGGUAAAGCUGCUCAGUACCCUGAUAUUCCAUCGGCCAUUAAGGACCUGCCGGGGCCAGGAACCUACGACCCACAACUCCCUAAAAAAUGCAACUGUGCUGUCACAAAUCCUGGCUUUCUUUCUUCUGCUAGACGAGAUGACAAAAUUUCACAGAGAUUCUUUACUGGAAACUACAAUCCAGUUGGAGCUGGCCGCUAUGAUGUCCAAAAGUUUAACGAGGCUCAAGAUGUCAAUGGUCAUAUCAGUGUCUUCAAGUCUAAAACAGGACGACCCACUUUGCAAAUGUAUAAAUUUUUAAAAGAAAGGUUCAGAGCUAAAGACAUAAGCCAAGAGGAGAAAAACAGAGGCAGCGACCCCUACAGAAUGACACGCUCUAUUACUACAAUGUGAUUUCUAAAUUGGCAUUGAAUCUUUAAUGGAUUCCAAAGGAAAAGUCCCAUGGCUUUAGUUAAAUUACAAAAAUAAAUAUUUACCUUUGAUUAAAAGCUAAUGUUAACUAGAGAGACAAAGUUUAGAAGUUUUAUAAAAAUUGCAGAGCUAAUCCGACAUUCCAGGACAUCUCAAAAUAAUAAAAUCAAUGGGAUGAUAAUUUUUCUCAUUUCCAAAUAAAAGAUAGAAAUGUGAUUUAAAAGAUUCAAAGGAGAACACUCUCCACAAACUAGCUGUAUGCUUAUUAAAAAAAUCUAUUUCAUUCUGUCAUUAUCACUAACUUACAAAGGUUAUAGCCUUGAGUUUUUUAUUUAAAUCAAUCAAUCAAGCUGUGUGAAAAAAUUAUUUCUUAGUUAAUUUCAUAAUACAAUACAGAAUCUAUCUUAUAUUCUCAAGGUCAGUCUUUCAGUUCAAAUGUGUAUAUUGUAUUUCAAUUUACUGUGAUAAUUAUGGCUUACUUUUGAGAUUACUAUAUUUGUUCCAGAUUUUUAAUUACUGUUUUUUCAUUUAUCUUAUAUUUAUCUUGUCUAUUUUCACACUUUUUAAAGAAUAUUGGACAAUCCUCUUUUCAGUAUUGAUUAGAUACUCAUUGAGUCUACAGUAUUACCAAUAUACAGGCCAAGCAAGUGUCUGCAUUCUUUUACAUUUAAAUGCACUAUAUUAAUGAGUGAAGCUGACCAUAAACACACAAAAAUACCAAUGAACUAAUAUCUUUAUUUGAUUACAAUAAUUAAUUAACAUAUGCAACAGUUUUAUGUAAACUUUAAUUUAUUCAGCAGUAUUUACAGUUUAAAUAUUUUUUUAAAUGUAUUGAUUUAAUAUUGAAUGAAUUCUGCCAAAUUAACUUAUUAAUUUAAUUUACCAGUUUGUUGAUUGUUUUGUAAUGUUAAUGAUAAUACAUUUUUCCAUCUAAAUAUUGCCUUGAAAAUUCUUUUCAGCAUUGGAUCUAGAAAUACAUAAACUAUUAUUACCCUCUUUCAAAGAAUAAAUAAAAGAAUGGUUGAUAUAAUUAAUGUUCAAGCGUAAAUUUAAAAAAUCUUAGUUGAAUAAAAAAAGCAACAACAGGAUCUCAUCAGAGAUUGUACACAACAGUGGAGCAGUCAGAAUGAAGUCAGACGUGUCAUCAACUGCUGGAGGUUGUGUGGCAUGUGUCAGGAAAGUUUGAUAUAUCAGCUUAACUGCUAGAGAUUGUCUGGGAUGGUGACUGGAAACCUCUGUACUUAAGUACCAGCACUGAAGUAGGACAGCAUUAUUUGUUUUUACAUUGAUUAAAGUCUUUCAAGCCAA
Physella acuta is the source of this 3689-nucleotide messenger RNA. RefSeq lists its product as uncharacterized. The record is from RefSeq and is a predicted model, not a curated record. Lineage: Eukaryota; Metazoa; Mollusca; Gastropoda; Physidae.